AUGUAUUUGCUAUAUAGGUGCUCAAGCUUAGUCUGCAGAGGAGUCCCGCUGUUGCAAGUUGAAGACCUCCAGGCAAUCAUCGGCAGCAGUGCAACCAACAGCAGCAGCAGCAGCAGCAGCAGCUAUAGAGACAACGGCAGGGAGGCUGCAGUAUUGCUGUACGCCUCUUGGGAUUCAAGUAGCACGCUUCUGCUGCAGACCUGGCAUCAGGCAGCUACUGCUUUUCAGCAGAGUCGGCGGGGGUCUCUGUCUGUAUUCUCCCUCGCGGUGUCUCUCUUCAGAAAGAGGGAUAAGGCCCAUACAGAAGAUGUCCUUACAGCAGCAUUUGACUGUGCGCAGCAGCAACAGCAGCAGCAGCAACAGCAGCAGCAGCAGCAGCAACAACAACAACAGCAGCAGGAGCAGCAAGAGCAGCAGCUGCAGCAAGACGCCAGAUCCCUGUGCCGCAGCCUGGGGGUAACUGCUCUGCCUGCCCUUCUCUACUUCACUCCACACCCAAUAGGCUCAAAGCAGCAGCAGCAGCAGCAGCGGCUCUUGGCUUUCUUUGACGAUGAAGAAGAUGUGCUGCUACACCCCCGUGCUACGAGGUACAAGGGAGACCUCCUGAUGAGAGAAGCCAUCGUUGACUGGUUGAGGCUGCUGCACUUCAUUUCGCGCUUGCAACGGCUAACCAGCAGCAGCAGCAGCAGCGGCAACUGCAGCAGCGAGUCGCAACAGUUGCAGAAACAGGUGCAGCAACAGCAGCAGAUCAUCGAGCAGCAACAUCUGCUCCUGCUGCAACAAAAAAUGGAGCUAGAGCGGCUGCGCAAGCAGCUGCGGGAGCCGUAG
Eimeria acervulina is the source of this 828-nucleotide messenger RNA. RefSeq lists its product as hypothetical. Lineage: Eukaryota; Apicomplexa; Conoidasida; Eucoccidiorida; Eimeriidae. Bases 1 to 828 code for a protein of 275 amino acids. The transcript has 4 exons. The record is from RefSeq and is a predicted model, not a curated record.